CGUGGAAAGCGGGCGAUCCGGACAGGCGCGGGACUUGGGGACAGGAGGACAGACAACACCGGUGGCGAGGUGACGGAGGGCGUGCGGUGUCAUGUUUUCCGCGGACAACUUCCACGCGCUGAGCCAUGGAGACCCGCGCCAGCAGCAAGCUGUGGUGAGCGGUAACGGUGCAGAGAUGACGGGGGGUGCGUGCUCCAAUAAGCUGGGGGGUUCGCGCUCGGCGGGCCACAUGCGCCUGCUGUUGCUCAUCCUCAUCCCUGUUAUCUGCACUCUCGCCUGCCUACUACUGGUGCUGCUAGUCUUUACAGGUGUGAUUGGGAACACCUUCCUGGAGUCAGCUGGCUUGUCGGGAUUCUCGGUGGCCGUCACAUUGAGUCAUCCUGUCGCCCAGGACAACGACAACAACAGCAGCAGCAGCUCUUCCCCUGUCGCCAUGACAACAACCACAACAGAAACCUCAUCAUCAUCAUCAUCACCAACAUCGUCAUCAUCAUCGUCGUCGUUGUCUCCGCGGGCAACCAUUGUUUCUCAGCCGCACACGCAAGGCAUGGGCCAUUUGAGACCUAGAGAGACUGACAACACUUCAUCAUCGUCAUCAUCGUCAUCAUCAUCGACAACACAGUCAACACUAGUGUCAACAUCAUCUUUGUUGUCAACAUCAUCGGUGGUGUCCCAGACCACGCCCCCUCCUUCCAAGCUGCCUUUUGAUUGGCAGACGACCACGCCGAGCUUCCUGGGCUUCUUGAACACGCCUACUGUUGAGCCCACCACUGCAGUGCCAGACCUGGGUGUGUGUGUGGACAUCACGGAGCCGCAGUGUCACAUGUUGCCGUACAACCGCACGGGCGUGUCCUCCUCGCCGGGGGCGACGGUGGUGAAGAGCGGCGAGCUGGAGAUGUUCCUCAAGUUCUUCUCCUACCUGGGACGCCUGGGCUGCUACACGCACAUCAUGCUGUUCGGAUGCAGCCUGGCACUCCCACAAUGCAUCAGCAACGGCACUGACAGGCGGCUGGUGUACCCGUGUGUGGGCUUCUGCGAGGCUGCUCGUGAGGGCUGUGAGCCGGUGCUCCAGAUGUUCAACGCCUCCUGGCCCGACUUCCUCCGCUGCUCGCAGUUCUCCAACGGAACACUCAGGCCCGCCCUCGCAACGCCGGAACCCGGGUCCAGUUCCGGAACGCCCACUGCUGCUGCUGCUGCUGCUACGGUGGUGCCUGGAGGCGGGGGAGCGGGAGAUCCGGGCCUGUGUUACACCCCUCGACACAUCAAAGGCAAACCUUCUCUGUGCGGGGGCAAUGAUAACUUCAUGUGUGCGACGGGUCUCUGCAUCCUACAUAAGCUGGUGUGUAACGGCUACAAUGACUGUGACGACUGGAGCGACGAGGCAGACUGCAGCUGUGGUGAGGGGGAGUUUGAGUGUGUGACGGGCCGCUGUGUGAGCCCGGCCCUGCUAUGUGACGGAUACGACGACUGUGGAGAUCUGAGUGACGAACACAACUGUGUGUGUGAUUCCCAUAGGGAGCACAGGUGCGGGGAUGGCCGCUGCAUACCUAAGGACUGGCUGUGUGACGGGGAUCACGACUGUGUGGACAAGAGUGACGAGGUCAACUGCUCGUGUAAGGCGCAGGGUCUCCAGGAGUGUCGUAAUGGCCAGUGCAUCCCCAGUGCAUUCCGCUGUGACGGCGAGGAGGACUGCAAGGAUGGCAGCGACGAGCACAACUGCACACACACGCAGACUCAGAGUCUGUGUGUAUCCGGCUGCAGCUCGAGUUCCUGUCCCUCAGGUUGCCAGGGCAACGCCCCCUGUGACCCCAGCAACUCCACCUGCAGCCGCUGCGAGCCCAUCUCCCUGGAGCUGUGCGUCAACAUGCCCUACAACUCCACAGUCUUCCCCAACUUCCUGGGCCACCGCUCCCAGCGGGAGAGCUCCGUCAGCUGGGAGGCCAACCUGUUCCCGGCCCUGGUGCAGACCAGCUGCUACCGGUACCUCAUGUACUUCGCCUGCACUCUGCUGGUGCCCAAGUGUGACCCGCACACACACCAGAGGGUGCCGCCAUGCAGGUCCCUGUGCAGGAGCUCCAAGGAGCGCUGUGAGUCGGUGCUAGGCAUUGUGGGAUUGCCGUGGCCAGAGGACACCGACUGCGCUCAGUUUCCUGAGGAUGGUGGAGACAUGCAAUGCCUGCUACCUGACCCAGAUGUAGAUGAGUGUUCUCCGAGCCACUUCACAUGCCGCUCAGGCCGAUGUGUGUUGGCCACAAAGCGUUGCGACACGCACAUGGACUGUGACGAUGACAGCGAUGAAGAAAACUGCGGCUGUGUGCAGAGGGGGCUGUGGGAAUGUCCGGGGGACAAAGGCUGCAUCAGUCACUCCAUGAUCUGCGAUGGCUUUCCUGACUGCAGCCUCAAAGAGGACGAGACCAACUGCUCGGUGUGCAAUGAGAACGAGAUGGAGUGUAACAACCACGAGUGUGUUCACCGCACCCUCUGGUGUGACGGGACCAAGCACUGUUCAGACAGCUCCGACGAGUGGAACUGUGUCUCCCUCUCCAACACCUCGACCUCGUUGAGUGUGUACCGCUCGGGGGGCGAGUACCAGGUGUGUGCUGACGGCUGGAGCCCCGGCCUGAGCGACCUCACCUGUGCCCAGCUGGGUUUAGGGCCACCUGUGUCCAUUCGUGAGGUUGAGGAGUUUGCCGUGGGCAGAAGGCGCUGGCUACACGUGCAACAGGACUGGCACCAGCACAACGGCAGCAGUGCACUACAAGCCGUACUUGAGAAGAGAAGGGGGGACGCCAGUCCUCCCUGGCUGCCGUCCAGCGCGCCACACUGCGUGCACACCUCGACGCGGGAUAUGGUGAUAUUCGGGGACAUCUACAGACUGCCGAUAUCACGCGUGAACUUCUGA
This is a messenger RNA of Engraulis encrasicolus (European anchovy), 2902 nucleotides long. RefSeq names its product corin, serine peptidase (gene corin). The transcript has 18 exons. The record is from RefSeq and is a predicted model, not a curated record. Bases 92 to 2902 code for a protein of 936 amino acids. Gene Ontology annotation, molecular function: protein binding. Gene Ontology annotation, cellular component: plasma membrane. NCBI's taxonomy places the organism in Eukaryota, Metazoa, Chordata, Actinopteri, Clupeiformes, Engraulidae.